ACCGCGCAUGCGCAGAGCAGAGGCAGCAGCCUGCCAGCUCAGCUGACAACAAGCAGCAGCUCGUCUACAACCAGAUGAUGAUGGCAGACUCUGCAAGUAUCCAAGAAGAAGAAGUAGUAGCAGUGAUUGGAAACACCGACAUCACCUCAACAGAAUCCGAGAACAACCUCAUAAACACGAUGGUGGAAAGAGGGACAGCUCUGUUGAGAAAAAUGGAGAUAAAUGUGUCGGAGGCAGAGAAGAGAACCGGAAAGAACACGGUUAACAUGCAGGAAACCUACACAGUCUACCUCAUAGAAACACGACCAGCUGAAACUGUUCCAGAGGGAGGUACGCCUGCCACACCUGACACUUUGUGGAGACGCUACAGCGAGUUUGAAUUGCUCAGAACAUUCCUCCUGGUCACCUACCCUUACAUCAUCAUCCCUCCACUACCGGAGAAAAGGGCAGAGUUUGUGUGGCACAAGCUGUCAGCAGACAACCUCGACCCAGACUUUGUUGAGCGACGGAGAGUCGGUCUGGAAAACUUCCUGCUGCGCGUUGCAUCGCAUCCUGUCCUUUCUAACGACAAGAUCUUCUUCCUCUUUCUGACAGAGGAGAAAGGAUGGAGGGAGGCGGUUUUGGAGACCGGUUUCCAAGACAAGGUUGACUCCAAACUAAAGUCUGUGAGUGCCAUGUUAAGAGUCAAGAACCCUGACAAGCGAUUCACAGCACUGAAACAGUACAGUGAUGAACUGAACACUGUCAUCUCUCAGUUACUGAGGGUGCGGGCGAAAGUAGCAGACCGGCUGUAUGGAGUUUACAAAGUCCACGGUAACUACGGCAGAGUCUUUAGUGAGUGGAGUGCUAUUGAAAAAGAGAUGGGAGACGGACUACAGAGUGCCGGCCACCACAUGGACACGUACGCUGCAUCAAUAGAUGACAUUCUGGAGGAAGAAGAGCACUAUGCAGACCAACUGAAAGAAUACCUUUUCUACACUGACGCUGUCAGGUCAGUGUGUAGGAAACAUGAUUUGAUCCAGUAUGAGCUGGAGAUGGUAGCUCAGGACCUCGUCACAAAGAAACAACAGAAAGAAGAGCUGGUUACCGGGACAGUACGCGUCUUUUCUCUGAAGGGGAUGACCAGUAAACUGUUCGGCCAAGAGAGCCAGGAGCAGAGGGACAGCAGGUUGGCAGUGCUGGAGCAGAGCAUCCAGGACGGAGAUAGAACACUCAAGGAGAAGAACACAGAGUGCCAAGAGUUUGUGCGAACAGCCUGGGAAGACAUCGAACGCUUUAAGGAACAGAAGGACAGAGAUUUGCGCGAAGCACUAAUCAGCUAUGCCAUUAUGCAGAUCAGCAUGUGUAAGAAGGGAAUCCAGGUGUGGUCCAACGCCAAGGACUGUUUCAACAAAAUGUGAGCCACUUUCCAGCCAAUCACUCUCUUGCACCAAAACAAUAGUCAGAGUGGGACCAUCAGACAGUUGUUGAACUGCAGUCUUAUGGAGAUGGACCAUGGGAGCCCAAAUACUGCCCUCACUUUGUUUGCUAUGCUGAAUGAUUCUCUGUCUCUUUCUCUAUCUCUCUCUCUCUCUCUCUCUCGCUCUCUCUCUCACAUUUAUUUUGAACAAGCUUCCAAGUCAGAGUCAUUUAGUGGAUCCCAGCCUUUUAAAUCAAAGUGUCUUAACAGAACCAUUCUCAUGGCAUUCUGCUGAUGUAACUUUCAUUCUGCAGAUGAUCCACAUUUUCAGUACUUUGUUGCACGGCUGACAGCAUGUCCAAGAGAAAAAUCCUGCACUAAUAAUGCCUGAUAGUUGCACUUUGGGAACGGCUGUGCAGUGUAUUUCGGUUGUUACACUUCUCUCGACUUAUCUCUCACCCUGAAAAUAAGGAAUAUUUAGUCAUGAGAAGCUGCACAGGUUCAUUUGACUCUUUUUAGAGUUACCUGCCUUAGAGAAGUUGAAACAAACUGUAUUUUGUGCCUUUCCAUGUUUUACUUUUAGAGACUAUGCUCUCUCUCUGAUGACUAUAUUUUAAAAGGAAACAGAGUGGAAAAAAAUAGUACAGCAUCGAGCUUGUUUGGUUUAAUUUUGACACAUGAAUGAUCACUUCACUAUAGGAUUUAACUUUUACUUUGAUAUUUCAAUCCAAUAUCAUAGUGUGUAAUGGAUCUGCCUGUCUCCCAGAGGAUAGCAUGUCAGUGUCACGUUUUGCCACGCCGAGGCGUGAAUAUUACAUGCAUGUAUGAAGGUGCUGUACCAGCAGGGGGCAACAAAACCACUUAGUUAGGUUUAGGAAAAAAACUCAUGGUUGGGUUUAAUAUAAGUAUGUAAAACACACAUCACAAACGUCACUAACGUAGCUUACAAAAUAAAAAACACCGCACUCCUGGUUGAAAGUCCUGCGUUUGUGAAGAACGGCAUUCUUAUUACACGCUUUUGCCUCGCACAUUACCGUGUCAUUCACACGCCUUUUUCUGCAAAAAUUCCAAUUGUCUUUCUGCAAGAGCAUCUAUAAAACUAGUCCCAGGCUUCCUAAAUGUAGCAGAACUGUGCAGGGAAAUAAAAGGGGAGACAUUAGGGAAAUCAAUCUGUGAAUUGUUGCCAGGAAUUAUUUCCAGAAGAAUACUUCUACCACUACUUCUUCUCAGCCUCAAAUAGUAGAACCUUUUGAAAGUCUAGUUGAUAAAAAUCUGAUUGUAAAGGCAAGGGAACAUGGACCACGCUUUAGGAAGUCACUACACAUUCACUUCCUUUUCUUCUUCUUCUUCCUGAAAUAAUUUCAUACACUUCACGCUGAAGUCAAUCUUUAUGCUGUUAUUGAUCGAUAGCCGACCAAAGUGCUUAUGACCAAGUAGUCUGUAUAGUGCAGAUCACAGGAGAGGGGUUGAGGAACUUGGGGUAGUUUUGGUAAUUGAUGGAUUGUUUUUCGUUUUGUGCCAAAAGCAAAGAGCCAUGAGUAACAUACAGUCAAGAAGGCCUCAUGGCGUUUUGGUUACAGUACAGCUCCUUGAACUCCUUAGUGGAGGCUGUUUUUUUGACACCCCUACAAACUACCUUAUCUACCAAGUGCAACCAUAAGUGUUAUUAAAAUCAGCAAAACUUUUCUUUGCUGUCAAGCUUUAUAGCCUUAAUACGAACAUUGGUUUUGUACAAUAGGGUAGUUUGACCCUCUCUGCACACUGUCAAUGUGCCUCACCCCUUUUUCUGAUGUUAAGUUACUGCACCAAAUAAUAGACAUGAGCUCCAAGCGUGCCUCAGGUCAAUGUUUAUGGAAAAUACUGACCAAAUAGUUUGAAAACGUUAACUACAGAUAUGUUGAAUUCUCAAAUUCUGAUCUCAAUACAUAUGCUUUACAUGCACAAUACAUGUGGCUUCCUUAAUGAUGUCCUUCUGAGGAGGAAAGAUUGUUGUAAAAGUUGUGCAGAGAUUACUUUCCUUUCAGAAUAAACAAUCAGUUUACUGAAAUAAUUCCAAAUUGAGGCUUUAUGUAUGUUUUUAUAAUAAACGUGUUCAAUGAGAGAUUGUUUUUAUGUGGAUGUAAUCAUUGUGCUAAGACACUAAUAAACAUAUUUCUUUUUUUAAAC
Sebastes umbrosus (honeycomb rockfish) is the source of this 3565-nucleotide messenger RNA. RefSeq names its product sorting nexin-4-like. Bases 75 to 1400 code for a protein of 441 amino acids. NCBI's taxonomy places the organism in Eukaryota, Metazoa, Chordata, Actinopteri, Perciformes, Sebastidae. The record is from RefSeq and is a predicted model, not a curated record. Gene Ontology annotation, molecular function: phosphatidylinositol binding. Gene Ontology annotation, biological process: protein transport. The transcript is spliced from 14 exons.